This is a messenger RNA of Callorhinchus milii (elephant shark), 4656 nucleotides long. Its product is annotated as rho GTPase-activating protein 42. NCBI's taxonomy places the organism in Eukaryota, Metazoa, Chordata, Chondrichthyes, Chimaeriformes, Callorhinchidae. The coding region runs from base 157 to 2790 and encodes 877 amino acids. The transcript has 24 exons. Gene Ontology annotation, biological process: signal transduction. The record is from RefSeq and is a predicted model, not a curated record. Gene Ontology annotation, cellular component: cytoplasm. Gene Ontology annotation, molecular function: GTPase activator activity; protein binding.
CAGAUGGUCAGAGCUUUGUAACUGCGGCGGCGGAGUGACCCGGUGGUGUCCGCCUCUGAGCGGUGCGGGGAGAGAAGGCUGAGAGCCACACACACAGAGAGAGAGAGAGAGAGAGUGUGAGUGUGUGAGAGAGAGAGAGAGAGAGGGAGGAGUGCAAUGGGGUUACCAACGCUGGAGUUCACUGACUGCUCUCUGGACAGCCCCGACUUCAGGGAGCGCCUCAAAGCGCACGAGCUGGAGCUCGAGCGCACCAACAAGUUCAUCAAAGAGCUGAUCAAAGACGGCACUAUGCUGAUCAACGCCCUGAAAAAUCUUUCCAUAGCUGUUCAGAAGUUUUCACAGUCCUUGCAAGAUUUUCAGUUUGAGUGCAUCGGUGAUGCGGAGACGGAUGAUGAAAUUAACAUUGCUCAGUCCUUUAAAGAAUUUGCACAGCUUCUCCAUACUGUUGAAGAGGAGCGAAGAAGAUUGAUCCAGAAUGCCAACGAUGUUUUAAUAGCACCCCUGGAGAAGUUUCGCAAAGAACAAAUUGGAGCAGCAAAAGAUGGAAAGAAAAAAUUUGAUAAAGAAAGUGAAAAGUAUUAUUCUGUAUUAGACAAGCAUUUGAACUUGUCCUCAAGGAAAAAGGAAGCCCAUUUGCAAGAGGCUGACACACAGAUUGAGAAAGAAUGGCAGAAUUUUUAUGAAGCCUCGUUGCAGUAUGUGUUCAAAGUUCAAGAAGUACAAGAAAAGAAGAAAUUUGAAUUUGUCGAACCUCUGUUGGCAUUUCUUCAAGGGUUAUUCACAUUCUACCAUGAAGGUUAUGAGCUGGCUCAGGAGUUUGCUCCAUACAAACAGCAGCUGCAGUACAAUCUACAAAAUACCAGAAAUAAUUUUGAAAGUACCAGGCAGGAGGUGGAGAGGCUGAUGCAGAGGAUGAAAUCAGCUCCCCAGGAUUACAAACCCCCUGGCCAGUGGACAAUGGAGGGAUAUCUCUAUGUACAAGAAAAACGACCCCUUGGGUUUGCCUGGAUAAAACACUACUGCACAUAUGAAAAAGCAACAAAAACAUUCUCAAUGACCCUGUGUGAACCUAAGUCGGGGGGCAAAGUGAAUGGCCUUGUGUCAUGUCCAGAAAUGUUCAAACUGAAGUUUUGCAUUCGAAGGAAGACUGAUUCAAUUGACAAGCGCUUCUGUUUUGACAUAGAAGUGGUGGAAAGACACGGCAUUAUCACACUCCAGGCUCAGUCUGAAGCAAACCGAAAACUCUGGUUGGAGGCUAUGGAUGGAAAGGAACCGAUUUACACACUGCCAAUCCUUUGCAAGAAAGAAGAAUUGUACCUUAACGAAGCAGGUUUCAACUUUGUCAGGAAGUGUAUUGAUGCCGUGGAAGCAAGAGGCAUUAAUGCCAUGGGAUUGUACAGAAUGAGUGGUGUAAAUUCCAAAGUGCAGAAGCUAAUGAACACAAUAUUUGCUCCUAAGGCAGCUCCUGACAUGGACCUUGACACUGAAUUAUGGGACAUGAAAACAAUCACAAGUGGUCUUAAAAACUACCUCAGGUGCCUUGUAGAACCACUGAUGACUUACAAGCUACAUAAGGAUUUCAUUGGAGCCGUCAAGUCAGAUGACCAGAAUUAUCGAGUUCGUGCUGUUCAUGCCCUAGUUUAUAAAUUACCGGAAAAGAAUCGAGAGAUGCUGGACCUUCUCCUGAAACACCUGGUGAAAGUAUCCACCCACAGUCAGAAAAACCUUAUGACUGUAUCCAACCUGGGUGUCAUUUUUGGACCCACCCUGAUGAGAUCCCAAGAGGAGACUGUAGCAGCAAUGAUGAACAUUAAAUUUCAGAACAUUGUGGUUGAGAUUCUGAUUGAGAAUUAUGAAAAGAUAUUCAAUACUCCACCAGAUCCAAAUGUUCCUCUUCCCCAACCUGAGCAGAGAUCUGGAACGAGGCGAAGCAAAGCCACUUGCCUCUCCACAGGUCCAAGAAGGAUCUACACUCCAACAUUAUGUCUGGCUGAUGCAGACAGUGACACUUUCAGCAGCAGCCCUGACAGUACACCAAUGGGAAGCAUAGAGUCCUUGUCCUCUCAUUCAUCAGAACUAAAUACUUCCUCCAAAACUAGCUCUUCUCAGCACCAUUCACAAAGAGAGAUGGGAGUUAGUGGAUUACAAUGGACCUCGGGAUCUGCCUCAUCACCUGGACAGAAAGGCGCAUUGAUCUGGACUACGAGCCCAGAAUUGAGCUCCAGUGAAGAUACAGUUAAAACAGAUGGCCAGUCAGAUUCUCAGAGUGUGUCAUCUGUUACUAAUACAACAAAUGCAUCUCAGCCCUUAAGCUUGUGCAGUGAAGGUCCUCAUAAAUUGUCUGGACUUAAAAGAUCAAUAACUACCUCUCUAAAUUCUCUUCCUACAACAGAUGGUACCAGUACUAGAGUGUUUAGCAGUUCUGUUCAGAAUCUUUCCUCGGUGGAGUUGAAAGACAUGCCUAAGACUGCAUCCAACCCAGCAAUUCCUCCCAAAAUGGCUACUAGAAGAAGAUUAGAUUCGUCAGCAAGCAAUGGUUAUCAGAAACCAGGGUCUGUGGUUGCAUCUAGAACUCAGUUGUUUGAAAAUUUUGGCCUUCCUAAACACAAUUCCUUAGGACGCCAAGCAAAAGCUAUGUAUGCUUGUAAAGCAGAGCACAGCCAUGAGCUUUCUUUCCCACAGGGGGCAAUAUUUACUAAUGUGCACACAUCGGUGGAACCAGGUUGGCUACAGGGAACGUAUGAAGGCAAAACGGGACUGAUCCCUGCAAAUUAUGUUGCUUUCCUUUGAUAACUGCUGGCACAAGCAGAAAAUCUCCAUGGUAUCCAUGAAAAGAGAACGCUUCAUACUGAGAAUGCUUUACUGUAUUUCAAUGCAGCAAAAGGCAUCUCAGCUGCUCAAAAGGGUCUUGAUUGCUUUCUGAGUGUGACGCCUGUGGAAUAUGUGCCUCCCUUGACGUAUGGAUUAAACUAAUUUGGUCUACAAAAUAGUGUUUCUAUCAUAAGCCCUUUGUUUAACUGUCCUUAUUUAGGCAUAGCCAUAAUCAUGAAAGGUUUUGCAACAACGUGAUGAGAAAAGCUAGUGUCUGAAUUCAGUCAGGAUGCCUAUGUUUUACAUAAUGUUUGUAUUGCUAGGCUCUUGUUACAAUGCUAAAUGGUUGGCACAGUUUAUAUUUGAACAGUCAUCAAAGCUUUAUUUUUAUUAUUGAUUUUAGUUUGCUGUUUAUUGAAAAGUGUGCUACUUAUGGAGAGUGAAUACAGGAACUUGUACAUAUGGUCAGGGCUGCAAUACAAAUUCUCUUAUCAAGUUGAGUCUAUGAGUUGAAUCUAUUUGGCAAUGGGGAGGGCGGGGCUGCAGAUGAUUUUCACUUAAGUUAUUUUUGCUUCUCCAGCCUAAAACUUCCCAAAUUAGGUUUAAAGUUAGUUACUUUGGAAUUCCACAUGCAUCUAAGCUUCAGGCGUCAGCAGGGAGGUAUGGAUGCUGGUGACUGCUUUUGUUUCUGGAACAAAUCAAGCCAUUGUCUGUUAAGACAUUACUUUUCUUGAACUUAAUGGGAUGGUUUUAUCCGAAUGAGUCCCCAGUAUCAUUGAAAUCUAUCUACUUUAGCAACAUAACAAGAAGAUCUAAAUUACAUUUGCAUUUUGGGAGAUUGAUUUCAAAUGUAACUUGCUUUGGUUAAUACUUUAUGAUGCCCAAACACUUAUGAGCAAGUAAACUCACCAAAACCAAGGAGUAAUUCAGAGUUUCAAACAACAAAUAAAAAAUAAUUGUUCAUUUCCUUUCAACUGGCUUUGAGUUCUUCCUGGCCCUCUGAUUCCUUGCCCACCUUGGCCUUACCUCCUUUAUCAACCUUAUUCUCAACUCACUUACCACUACCACACAUCCCCUUGGUGCAACCUCCACCUCCACUCCUUUAAAUACCAGGCCUGUGGUGCCAAAUCCAGCCCCAUAGCAUCCGCUAAAUUUGCUUGGCCAUACCAAAGUCUCUGGCUUCACCCUUGCCUCAGUCAAAUCGUCUUUCUAUUCCAGUAUCAUCCUGAAGGCUAAAGACAAUGCUAAAAUCCUUUUCUCUACCUCUGACUGGCUCCUUUACCCACCUUUCCAUGCCCCCCCCAUCCUUGCCUCCAACGUCAAAUGUAUCUGGGUUUCCUGCUUGCCAGACCCCCCCCCCCCCCCAGCUUUUCACUAUAUAGACUGCAGAACCUCCAGGGACUUUACAGCCCACUUCCUCUCCUGCACAAGGCUCUGCAAGCCUCUUGUUCCCCCAUCUCCUUUGCGGAUCAAAACUAAGAUCCUCGUUGUUGCAUUUAAAUUCCUCCAUGGUUUCAUCUUGCCCUUCCUCUGCCACCUCUUACAAUCCUAGUGACCCAUCCAACAUAGCCUACCUUACCGUUUGACUGCAUUUUCAGUUGUCCACACACACCUUAUCCCCCGGCUCGCGUGCCCAGCUACCUGUAAUACAGAGCUUUGAGACAUCCUACUGAUAUAAGACGCAUUAUAAAUAUAAUUCUUUUGUAUUAAGAUUCAGGAUAAUUGGGCUGUUUGUAAAAAGAUUUAAUCUUCUCUUAGCUGUACAUUAUUGUAGUGGUCCCAGCAUAUGUUCUUUAGUCCUUAUUCAUCAACUAUUGUGUGCAAGAAGCCUACACUUAUUUCACU